Pseudophryne corroboree (corroboree frog) is the source of this 3589-nucleotide messenger RNA. Its product is annotated as gastrula zinc finger protein XlCGF26.1-like. The transcript has 4 exons. The record is from RefSeq and is a predicted model, not a curated record. NCBI's taxonomy places the organism in Eukaryota, Metazoa, Chordata, Amphibia, Anura, Myobatrachidae. Bases 42 to 1829 code for a protein of 595 amino acids.
GGGAGUAUAUAGAGGAACACAGGGGUCUGUACAAGGACGUGAUGAUGGAGAAUCACCGGCCCAUCACAUCACUGGAUGGGCCCAGUAACAGAGAUACCCCAGAGAGAUGUCCCCGUCCUCUGUAUUCCCAGGAUUGUACAGAGGAGAAUCACAGGAUCCCACAAGAGGAUCAGAUAGAACGUCUGUCUGAUAUUAAGGCAGAAGAUAUAGAGGAAGAAGAAGAGACGUAUGUGACUGAUAUAAAGGCAGAAGAUACAGAGGGAGAAGAAGAGACGUAUGUGACUGAUAUAAAGGCAGAAGAUAUAGAGGAAGAAGAAGAGACGUAUGUGACUGAUAUAAAGACAGAAGAUAUAGAGGGAGAAGAAGAGACUUAUGUGACUGAUAUAAAGGCAGAAGAUAUAGAGGGAGAAGAAGAGACGUAUGUGACUGAUAUGAAGGGAGAAGAAGAGACGUAUGUAUGGGGUGAUCAGCAGUGUAAGGAGGAGGAGAUCCCUACAGAUAUCAGCACAGAUGGACACACAAGCAGGAAUAUCUCAGAAGGACAUCUAAUGUUAUCCCCGGAUUGUGACAUAAAAGAUAAUGACAGUAGACAGGAUUCUCCAGGAGCUAAUCCCAUUACCCCAAUUAUACAUCCAGCUCUAUCAGCUGAUCCCUCUGAUCCUGGGAAAUGUUCUCCUGAUCACUCUGAUAUUGGUGCAUCUGUUACAGCUCUGACAGUAGAUACAGUGUUUCCCUGUUCCAUAGAUGCCAAAUGUUUUACACAGAACACAAAGCCUAUUAACCCACACACAGGUAAGGCAGGUGAGAGGCCACUGAUAUGUUAUGAGUGUGGGAAAUGUUUUACAUACAAAUCACAACUUGUUAUACAUAACAGAAGUCACACAGGUGAGAAGCCUUUUCCAUGUUCUGAGUGUGGGAAAUGUUUUGUAUGGAAAUCAGAUCUUGUUAUGCAUCAGAGAAGUCACACAGGUGAGAAGCCAUUUUCUUGCUCUGAGUGUGGGAAAUGUUUUACACAGAAAUCACAACUUGUUACCCAUCAGCGAAGUCACACAGGUGAGAAGCCAUUUCCAUGUUCUGAGUGUGGGAAAUGUUUUGUAAGUAAAUCACAACUUGUUACACAUCUGCGCAGUCACACAGGUGAGAAGCCUUUUCCAUGUUCUGAGUGUGGGAAAUGUUUUACAUGUAUAUCAGAUCUUGUUAUACAUCGCAGAAGUCACACAGGUGAGAAGCCAUUUUCUUGCUCUGAGUGUGGGAAAUAUUUUACACGGAAAUCACAACUUGUUACCCAUCAGCAAAGUCACACAGGUGAGAAGGCAUUUCCAUGUUCUGAGUGUGGGAAAUGUUUUGCACUCAAAUCACGUCUUGUUACACAUCAGAGAAGUCACACAGGUGAGAAGCCAUUUUCUUGCUCUGAGUGUAGGAAAUGUUUUGCACACAAAUCAGUUCUUGUUAUACAUCAGAGAAGUCACACAGGUGAGAAGCCAUUUUCUUGCUCUGAGUGUGGGAAAUGUUUUACACAGAAAUCAAGUCUUGUUAAUCAUCACGGAAGUCACACAGGUGAGAAACGAAUUUCUUGCUCUGAGUGUGGGAAAUGUUUUACAUACAAAUCACAACUUGUUUCCCAUCAGCUAAGUCACACAGGUGAGAAGGCAUUUCCAUGUUCUGAGUGUGGGAAAUGUUUUGCACACAAAUCAGUUCUUGUUAGACAUCAGAGAAGUCACACAGGUGAGAAGCCAUUUUCUUGCUCUGAGUGUGGGAAAUGUUUUACAUACAAAUCACAACUUGUUUCCCAUCAGCUAAGUCACACAGGUGAGAAGGCAUUUCCAUGAUCUGAGUGUGGGAAACGUUUUGCACACAAAUCAGUUCUUGUUAGACAUCAGCGAAGUCAGACAGGUGAGAAGCCAUUUCUAUACUCUGAGAAAUAAAUAAUCAGAAUCAGCUUUAUUGGCCAGGUGCACUCGCGUACACUAGGAGUUAUUUGUGGUACAAUGCAUCGCCAAGCAGCAACAUGAAAGGGGAAUACAUGGCAUAAGAAGGGGGAAAAACAUAGCAUACAUUACACACAUUACACAUAUGAGUUCAUACUGCACAUUGCAACUGUACAAUAGACUCAACAUAUUAUACAUGUAAGACUAAAGACGAAGGCUGCUUGGCAGAGCGGCACUGAGGCAGCCAUCCGCAGCGCCAACUAGAACUCAAACAAUGCAUAUAAUACAGAAGAUUUAAGUAUUACACAUCAAAAGAUAAACCAGACAGACAAAAAAAAAAAAAGACACAAAGAAUAAUGCAGGAUUGGUGUAGGCAUUUUGAGUAAUAACUUCCAUGGGCUGUGUAUUCCACCCUCACAGGGUACCAGGUGCGGCAGCCAUCUUCGGCGCACUGCGUAGGAGUACCCUGGGUGGAGUAGUCCAUCCUUGAGGGGUAGGCCUGUAAGGUACUACUGAUGUUCUCUGCCAGAGGGUUAGUGGGCAUAGUCCUGGUGAUUUCAUUUUCGAGGUUUGAUGAGUCCACAUAAUGGUCUGGAUUUCUUUCUUGAUGUUGUUGCUUAGAGAUAGGAAUGCUUUGAGUAUUUUAACGCACAGCUGUGCAUGGCUGAAGCUAUAAAUAUAUACACACAAUAGACAUCACUCAAAUUGUACACAAUAGACAUCACUCAGGUGAGGAACCAUUUUAAUCUUCUGGAAUAUACUCAUCAUUGCCAUGCUUGUUCUUCAAGGUUCUUAUCCUAUCUCCUAUGCUUUUUGCAAUAUACAUGUUACCACUGGGUGAAAUAAUCAGAUGUCAUACCAUCGUCUACCACUGCUAUGCAGAUGACCUGUCUUUGCUCUAGGUACUGAGAGCCCAGUACCAAUCCUAAAUGGUUGUCUAGUUGAGCUCCAGGUGUGGGUUAUGCCAGUUAGCUGUGAUUCAGUCCUGGUGAAACAGGUCUUUAAGCUCACCAACAAAGAGCAGGGCUGCAGCUCAGCUUUACCUACCAACCAGGCUUACACUUGGGGGUUCAGAGUUACAAAAUGCUGAUCAUGUGCGGAAUCUUGGAGUCCUGGAUGGUGGAGUGACACUUAGACAUAAGGUAUCUGCCACAAUCAGAUCCUCAUCUGAGGAACAUAGCCAGACUCCAGCACUUUAUUCCCUCAGAAGAUCUACCUACAGUCAUACAUGCACUUGUAUCAUCACACAUAGACUACUGCAAUGUCCUCUACCUGGGUCUCCCAGCAAAAGAAUUGCAGUGCUUGUAGCUUGUACAGAAUGCAGUAGCCAGGCUGUUACCUAACCAGCCCGUUCCUGCCACAUAACACCCAUUCUCUUCUCCCUUCACCGGCUGCCUGUAAGAUGGUGACUCUAUUACAUAAUCUUACUGACUCUCCCAAUCCUACAUGACCAGGAUCCAUGGUACCAGAAGCAGCUUCUGCCUCCUUACUUCCAUAUGAAGAUGAAGGACUGUUACCAUCAGUACCAAGAAUUCUCAAGCAGUGCUGAGAGGUCAGGGGGAAGAUAGGGUGGUGGCACUAGUGCUGUAGUAGGGGCUGCCAGAGGCAGUUUCUGUGAGAAUCUUGUCCUCAAACAGCGCUAGGGUGUCAGAGGGGAGACA